Molecule: messenger RNA, 918 nt
Organism: Micropterus salmoides (largemouth bass)
Lineage: Eukaryota; Metazoa; Chordata; Actinopteri; Centrarchiformes; Centrarchidae
Product: C-type lectin domain family 4 member E-like
Exons: 4
Coding region: 280-912 (210 amino acids)
Source: RefSeq, a predicted model, not a curated record
AAAAACCACCAAACCGGAUCCAGAAGACUCAAAUAAAUAUAAAGUGUGCAUGUGUGUGUCAUUGCUGCUACUUCCUCAUUCUUCUCUACUGAAACCAGACAGAAGCCGGGUCAUGCAAGACGGACAGCAGCAUCGGUACAGUAGUAUAUCUACUACAGUUAGUACUGCAGAGUAUACUUGUACACAUUGAAGGUUUACAGCAGCAUAGUAACCAAUCAACACAGAGCAGUUACAGGAAGUGAAGUGCAGCUACUGUUCAACUGUCUCAGUCCUCUCAAGAUGUCCUCAGAUAUUUAUGCCAAACCAGAUUUCUCAAAGAAGGUGAGAUACAACAGAAAGGUGCAGGAGGACAACGUAGAGUGGGAAGAAAGAACGGUGGCUAUCUACGAGAGUACAGACGAUAUCAGAGAUGAUCACACUGAUCUUCAGUCACACGACGCAGGACCGCACACUGAGAAUCAUCCUCCAGCCGUCCAAAGCAGGCCUUUCAGAGCUGCUGCAUUUUGUCUUGGAGUGCUGUGCUUUCUGACCAUAACUGGAAUCAUCCUCCUAUACAUACGUUAUAUUUCAGUCACUUUGGAAAAAGACCAGCUGCAGACCAGAUACGACAAACUGAACAACAACUACAGCGAGCUGCAGGGACAAAUUUCAGAGAAGUGGUGUCCUGAAGGAUGGAAGAGAUUCGGAUUCAGCUGUUACUUUAAAUCCAAUGAGGAGAAAACUUGGUCUGACAGCAGAUUGGACUGUUACACUAGAGGAGCACAUCUGGUGAUCAUAAACAACAAAGAGGAACAGGUGAGUGUGUUUGUUACUGAGUGUGUGAUCUUAGAUGUAGCUGCCAGUGAUCUGUUACUUCUGUUUUUGACCUGCAGCCAGUCGGCUUCCUAUGACGAUGCAUUAGGGCCAUUGUAGGUGGAA